AUGGAACAAAAAAGAAAAAAGUUAUCUGGAAGUCAAUACAAAAAGAAACGCUUAAAGAAUGAGGAACAAGGAAGAAAGCUCAGCAAUGUUAUGAAGAAAUUCUUAGUACAAAAGUGCGGUUUAGAUGAGCCAUCCACAUCAGCAGCAACUGAUUUGGCAAAUAACAACACAGUGCCGCCUCAAUCACUUCCAGAAGAAGUUGUUGAAGAGAGCCAAAUACUAACACCAUCAGAUCUUCAUGAACAGCCGGGCAGCACAUCCACGUCAACUGCGACUGCCUUGGAUUUGGCAAAUAAAAACACAGUGCCGCCCCAAUCAAUUCCAGAAAAAAUUGUUGAAGAGAUCCAAAAAAUAACAUCAUCAGAAGUUCAUCAAGAACCGGGCCGCAUUAGCAGUGGCAGUCAGCAGGUAUUAAAAGAAAUUCCUUCAGAUCCUGCAUUAUGGCUUACUUUCUGCAUGUCAUCUCAAACUCGUCAACUACUGGUUGAGAGGGGUCCCCAUCAAAUUAAAGAACUCGAGUUUCCUAUUAAUAAAGGAAAGCGUAGAUUUUUGCCCUCGUAUUAUUCGAAAGUGUUGAGCAAUGGUGAAGCCGUUGAGAUAAGUUGGCUUAUUUACUCUAUUGCAAGUGAUGCCGGUUUUUGCUUUUGUUGUAUAUUAUUUGAUAAUUCGGCUGACUGGUCAAAAAAAGGCUAUUCUGACUGGAAAAAUCUUAUAAGAGCCCUCGCAAUGCACGAAAAAUCUGUAAAUCACAGAAAUGCUUUUAGAGCAUGGAAAGAAUUGGACAUUCGAUUGAAGCAGAAAAAAACUAUUGACGCUGAAUAUCAACUAAUUAUGGGUAUGGAACUUCAGCAUUGGAGAGGAGUUAUAAAAAGAAUUAUGUCAAUAAUUAAACUAUUGGUCUCACAAUGUUUAGCUUUUCGUGGAUCAACUGAACAUUUGUUUCAACCUAAUAACGGGAACUUCCUAAAGUUGGUAGAAUUACUUUCUGAGUUUGAUCCAGUUAUGGAAGAACAUAUCAGCAGAGUUCAACGAGAGUCUGAUAAAUGUUUUUUUGAAGCUAGUGAUUCAACCGGAGAAGGUUUGGCAAAACUUAUUCUGACACAUUUGAAAAAAUUAGGUUUUGAGUUAAAGUGGCUAAGGAGACAAGGCUAUGACAACGGAGCCAAUAUGAAAGGAGUAAGAAAGGGUGUUCAAAAUAGAAUACUUGAAAAAUAUCCAAGGGCUUUUUAUGUGCCCUGCGCAUGCCAUUCUUUAAACCUUGUUGUGAAUGAUGCAGCGUCUUCUACUACAGAAACAACAUUUUUUUUUUCUAUUGUACAAGAACUUUACACUAUUUUUUCUGGUUCUACAAAGCGUUGGGAAGUGCUACAAAAAUAUGUUUCUCAAUUAACUCUGAAACCAUUAAGUGUUACUAGGUGGGCAAGCAGAAUAGAUGCUUUAAAACCUUUACGGUUUCAACUUUGCGAAAUCUAUGAUGCAUUGAUUCUGAUAAUAGAAGACGUCAAUAGAGAUGCAGAAACUAAAGUUAAAGCGAGAGGGUUAGCAAAAAAUAUUAAAAAUUACAAGUUUAUAUGUGGAGUAAUUCUUUGGCAUGAUAUUUUGUUUGAAAUUAAUUCAGUUUUGAAGCUUUUGCAAUCUGUUACUAUAAAUAUAUCAGAUUGUGUAAGGAUGCUAUCAGAAACCAUAAAAAAAGUGAAAAGUUAUAGACAAUCUGGAUAUAUUCAGAUGAAAAUUGCUGCAAAGGAGAUAGCAGAGAAUCUCAAAUGCAGUACAGAAUUUCCUGAUGACACUGAAGUUAGACCCAGAAGGAAAAAGCGUCAAUUUGACUAUGAAAAAGCUGUCGAUGAACCCUUAACAGAGGAGAAAAAAUUUAAAAUAAACUUUUUCAACUAUAUUCUGGACAUUACCCUUAAUUCUCUGAAUGAACGAUUCACGCUUCUGGAAACCCAUAGCAAAAAAUUUCAUCUUGAGUUUAUACUUUCGGUUGAAAAUGAAACAGAUAUAAAUGCAAAUGACCUUAGAGAAGAAUUGCGUGAUGUAUCCAGAAUGCUACCAUAUUCUACGAAACCUUUGGAUGUUUUAAAUUAUUUAUCCCAAAAUAGCUUAAUUAGUUUGUAUCCAAAUACUGUUGUAACUCUGAGAAUUUUAUUAACUCUCCCUGUAUCUGUAGCUAGUGGGGAAAGAAGUUUCUCCAAAUUAAAAUUAAUAAAAAACUACUUAAGAAGUUCAAUAGGACAAACAAAACAUAAAAAUCUGGCAUUAAUUUCUAUUGAAUCUGCAAUGGCUAGCACUCUAGAUUACACAUCAGUAAUUAACGAAUUUGCUAAAGUUAAAGUUAGAAGAGUAAAGCUGUAA
Messenger RNA from Hydra vulgaris (swiftwater hydra), 2355 nucleotides. NCBI's taxonomy places the organism in Eukaryota, Metazoa, Cnidaria, Hydrozoa, Anthoathecata, Hydridae. The record is from RefSeq and is a predicted model, not a curated record.